This is a messenger RNA of Triticum dicoccoides, 4880 nucleotides long. RefSeq names its product ETO1-like protein 1. Gene Ontology annotation, molecular function: protein binding. Lineage: Eukaryota; Viridiplantae; Streptophyta; Magnoliopsida; Poales; Poaceae. The coding region runs from base 584 to 3250 and encodes 888 amino acids. Gene Ontology annotation, biological process: negative regulation of ethylene-activated signaling pathway. The record is from RefSeq and is a predicted model, not a curated record. The transcript has 7 exons.
AUCCGGCCGGCCCCGACCCGCCAAGCCGCGCCGGAGAUCGAGGAGGGCUCGCCCGAGGCCCCGCGGCGACCGGGGCCCCCGGCAAUUCCGCCGCCAGUGAGGCGCGGAGGAACCUCCCCUCGCCCGCCCGUGCUCCCUCCCUCCCUCCCUCCCGCCCCGCUCCAGGGAAGGAAGGGAAAGAACGCAUCUUGGAAGGACGAUUUGUCCGUCCGUCCUCGUCGCCGUCCCCCAGCCGGUGCGGUGGGUCGGCUCGCUCGCCCUGCUCCGCUCACCUCAGCUCACCUCAGCUCACGGGGCCGGAUUUGGUGUGGCGGUGCGGGUGCGGUUGGGGUGCGAAUUAAAAAAGGGCGAGGAGAGGGGGAGUGGUUAGUUCUUCCCUACUCCUGGCCGCUUGCAGCGGGAGCGCUAGCUGCUUCGUUGUCCCGCUCGUGCCAUUAAAGGCGUCCCCUUCCUCCCUCCGCCCCCCUCUCUCUCCCCGGUGGUUGGGUUCUCGGAAGAUCUGCGGCGGUUCUCGGCAGGGGUUUGGGCGGAUUCGAGGAACAAGACGGGGGCCGGGUCUGAUUCGCCGUGGUAUUUAUGUGCCAUGAGGAAGCUCUUCUUCUCCGAGUUGACCUCCUGCAAGGAGACCAAGCUGCAGUCGGCCACCCACUCAUGGCUGCCCAUGGACAAAGGCAAGCUCUCCAAGUUCACCGGCCACUCCAGCUCCUCCUCCUCCAUAGAAUCUCUGAUGAAAAUGCCGGAGCCGCCGGUCCUCCCGCACUUCAAGCCCGCUGACUACGUCGACAUACUGGCCCAGAUUCACGAGGAGCUGGAGUACUGCCCUCCUGACGAGAAGUCGUGCCUGUACCUGCUCCAGUUCCAGGUCUUCCGCGGGCUUGGCGAGGCCAAGCUGUCGCGAAGGAGCCUCCAGGCUGCCUGGGAGAAGGCGAGCACGAUACACGAGAAGCUCAUAUUCGGGGCAUGGCUCAAGUACGAGAAGAGAGGGGAGGAGCCGAUAUCCGACCUUCUUGGCUCGUGCGGCAAGUGCUCUCAAGAGUUCAAGCUGCUGGAUUUCGUCUCGCAGAUCUCCGCCGAGUCGCACGGGAUAAGCUAUGACGACGAAUCUGAUGAGUUCCAGGGCUCCCCGGUGGUUCAUUUCCGGAUAAGGGAUGACAUGAUUGCCUGCGAUAGGCGGAAGCUUGCGGCCUUGUCAACUCCACUGUAUGCGAUGCUUAACGGUGGGUUUAAGGAGUCACAUCUUGAGGUCAUUGACAUGUCUCGGAAUGGCAUCUCCCCUAUUGGCAUGCGGGCCAUCAGUAAAUUCAGCCUGUCAGGAAGACUACCGUAUUUGUCAGCAGAAUCUAUCUUGGAGAUGCUUGAUUUUGCUAACAAGUUCUGCUGUAAGGGCCUCAAGGAUGCCUGCGAGCAAAAGCUUGCUUCUUUUGUUUCUUCCAGGCAGGAUGCCAUAGAUUACAUGGAGUGUGCUAUUGAGCUGGGCUGUUCCAUCCUUGCCGCGUCAUGCUUGCAGGUGCUCCUGAAUGAGCUUCCAGAAUGCUUGAAUGAUGAGCAAGUGGUUCGGAUAUUCUCCUCUGCGAAUAAGCAGCAGAGAUCCACUAUGGCUGGCAAUGCAUCUUUCUCCCUAUAUUGCCUUCUUGGUGAAGUCUCCAUGAGCAUCAGUGCAACGUCAGAUGUCACCGUAAGCUUCUUGGAGAAGCUGGUUGACUCGGCAUCGGAUUCUAGACAGAAGCAGUUGUCCUUGCAUCAGCUGGCUUGCGUGAGGCUGCUAAGGAAAGAUCAUGCUGAAGCGGAGCGCCUGUUCAAUGCCGCCUUUACCGCUGGUCAUGUCUACUCGGUAGUGGGGUUGGCUAGAUUGGCCUCUCUGAGGAGCAAUAAGCAUUAUUCUCUCAACUUGCUUGACUCUGUGAUGUCAUCUCGCUGGCCUCUUGGGUGGAUGUAUCAAGAGAGAGCCCUAUAUCUGGACGGUGAUAGCAAGCUGGAGAAUCUCAAUAAGGCUACUGAACUGGAUCCUACCCUUACAUACCCCUAUAUGUUUCGAGCUGCAUCUUUGAUGAAAAGGCAAAGUGUUGAAGCUGCCCUGAUGGAGAUUAACCGGAUCCUGGGGUUCAAGCUGGUCCUGGAAUGCUUAGAGCUAAGGUUCUGUUGCUACCUUGCUCUAGAGGACUACAGAGCUGCCUUAUGCGAUGUACAGGCAAUCCUCACGCUUGCUCCAGAUUAUCGUAUGAUUGGUGGUCGGGUGGCUGCGAAGCAGCUGCGUACACUUGUGAUGGAGAAUGUAGAGCAAUGGACGACUGCUGAUUGCUGGAUGCAGCUUUAUGAUCGGUGGUCCUCUGUGGAUGAUAUUGGAUCCCUCUCGGUCAUAUAUCAAAUGCUGGAGUCAGAUGCUGCUAAGGGAGUACUCUACUUCAGACAAUCUUUGCUACUUCUCAGAUUAAAUUGUCCUGAGGCUGCAAUGCGCAGCUUGCAGCUUGCUCGCGAGCAUGCGGCAAGCCAGCAUGAACGACUUGUUUAUGAAGGAUGGAUACUGUAUGAUACUGGCCACUGCGAGGAAGGAUUGCAGAAAGCGGAAGCAUCCAUUGCCAUACAGAGAUCAUUUGAGGCAUUCUUUCUAAAAGCUUAUGCUUUAGCUGAUUCGAGUCUUGAGCCGUCAACCUCAGCAACAGUCGUAUCGCUUCUUGAAGAUGCAUUACGGUGUCCCUCAGAUAGACUUAGGAAGGGCCAGGCUUUGAAUAACCUUGGGAGUGUUUAUGUGGAUUGCGGGAAUCUAGACUUGGCAGCUGAAUGCUACAUUAACGCUUUAAAGAUUGGCCACACGAGAGCUCAUCAAGGCCUCGCCAGGGUUCAUUUCCUUAGGAAUAACAGGACCGGUGCAUUCGAGGAAAUGACCAAGCUGAUAGAGAAGGCCAGGAGCAAUGCAUCAGCAUACGAGAAGAGGUCUGAGUAUUGUGACCGGGAUCUAACAAAAGCUGAUCUGCAGAUGGUCACCAAACUUGACCCCCUCCGGGUCUACCCCUACAGAUACCGUGCUGCUGUUCUGAUGGACAACCACAAGGAGAAAGAUGCCAUCUCAGAGCUGACCAAGGCAAUCGCCUUUAAGGCGGACCUGAACCUGCUCCACCUGCGUGCGGCCUUCCAUGAGCACGUGGGCGACAUCUCAGGCGCCCUCCGGGACUGCCGUGCAGCACUUUCCGUGGACCCCAACCACCAGGAGAUGCUCGAGCUUCAUCACCGGGUGAACAGCCAAGAACCCUGAGCCCGUUGUUGUACAUACAGGAGGGGCUCCCAUAGCGAAAACCCAUACCAGUGUAUGUUCUGUACCAUACGCAGCAAGCAGUAAUUUUUAGUUUUGAUGGUGUCUAGUGCGGCUGUAAGGAUUGUGAUCAUCAAAACGACUAAAAUUAAGCCACGUGCUAUAUGGAAAAUAUUACAUUCCACCUGUGUCACUUGGCUACACUAACUGGGCAAUAGGCUUCAGCAUGCAACAAUACACUGCAUACUGCCGAUUGAACCGAAGGCCUGGCUGUUGUGUUCUUCAGUUUUUGGACUGCUGUAAGAUCCACUUCAUUUGUGUUAGUACUUAGUAGUGAAUCUGUUGCGACAUGCAAUUUGAUAUGUCCAUUGUGUAACCAUUUUCGUACUUUGUAAACUGCUGAAUAGCACUAUUAGUUGAUCCUCAGGCUGCAGAUGUAAGGAUAGUCCAUGUAGUUGUCUUUGUGUGAUUAACUAUGGUUAGGGCCUGCAAAUUGGAUAUCAUUUCUGAUUAUCAUGGUCGGUAAACUGGUAAAUAACACUACUAAUAGUUGCAUAUGGUUGAAGACUGGAAUGAUCUGCAUGAGUUGGUUACCACUGCAUGUUAUUCCCCUGAUGGACAGGUACAGUUAUUUUCUUGUUAGUGAACAUGUGUACUUUGUGUAGUGGCCAUGAAACUAGAUGAGCUUAUGUUAUAUUUCUCUGUUACUUUUGAAGGUUGCAAUGGUGGCCUGGUGGGAUCUCACAAGGGAAGCUGCCAUUUAUUUGAUACAACUGGUAACGUGAUGCCACCAAUACCACCUAAGCAUCUGUAUCUUGCGCUGCAGUUUGCUCAAGGAAGCUCCUGGCAAGUCCUGACCACUUCUGCAGAUUCAAGAAUCCGUGUUGUUAAUGGCUAUGGGCUUGUUCACAAAUUUUUAAAGGGGUUCAGCAAUACCAGAAGCCAGAUCUCAGCUUCUGUAGCUCCAGAGUGUAAAUUUGUAGUCUGUGCAAGUGAGGGCUCCCAUGUGUUAAUGUGUAUGUCUGGAGACAUGGCAACAGUCCCCGUCCAAGCAGAAGCAGGAGUCCAUGAUGUAGCUGUCCAACUCGCAUGCCCAGUAUCAUUUGAGCGUCGUAGCAGCAGGCAGCCAGACACAGCGAUUCAGACGGUGCAGUGAACUCUGUCCCUGAAGCUCCUGUACAACACGGUGAGCAUGAACCGAAUGGGGCUGCUCACAGAUGCAUCAAGAGCCCAGUUCGCGAAGCUGGUUCAAAGCAAAAACACCAGCAAUCAUCCAGUUGAAGCACUGUCCCCAUCCUUGCCCGACGAACAACCACCGUCUGCCAAGAGCAGUCGUAGUCGUGGCUGUCCAGCGCCUGUCCGCGUGGGGUUUGGUAUUUGUCACCUCAGGACGAGGAGAAAUCAGAGUGUUCCUGAAUUCUGGUUUCCCUAUUCGAGUGUAAGAGCGUGGAGCUGUUGGUUUCUUUACUGUAUAGUUAUCUUUUAUUUCUUCACCAGUUCACCUAGAAUCUCAGCUAUUUGGAAGUUCUGGGGACUGGUUAGCAUGCUACGUUUUUCUAGUUUGGUCAAAAUUUGUCUUGUUACAUAGUAGUAUUAUUACAUAAUAUUUCAUUCAUUUUUUUUUGUGUGUGUA